UUUGUAUUUGGGUUGUUAGUUACACACGCGUGUCGUCAGAUUUGAUGCAGAAAUAUGCUUUGCUGAUGCUUGUAUUAGACCUCCAUCAGACAAGUCCUUCAACAUCAAUUGAAAGACAUGGACGACCCUUCAGCUCAGUUUCAACACGAGGAUUUGAUUGAUAUUUUAUGGAGGCAGGAUGUCGAUUUGGGGGUGAAGCGAGAGAUCUUUGAUGGAUGUCUUCGGCAGAGAGAGGAGGAGAUCACGAGAGCAAGAGAAAGAGAGUUAAAAAGAGAGCGAGAGCUUAAAAGGAUAAUGCAAAGGAUACAGAAACUAGACAAGGAAACUGGAGAGUUUUUGCCUAGUCCUUCAUCUGUGAACUCCCAGGCUGUGCCCUUCUCAGAGACAUUGCAUUCUACCGAGUUUACUCAGCGUUCACCUGUUACCCAGAAUCCUCUGCUGUCUGCACUGCUAUUCUCUCAGAAGUCUCAGAAGCCUCCUUCUCAAGAGCAGGCUUUUAGUGAACUGCUGUCACUGCCGGACUUACAGUAUUAUUUGGAUGUCCUGGAGUCUGAGGGCUCAAGCUUGCCCCUAGAGGAGAUCACCGAAAUCUGCCACCAGAACCUGCCCGAGCCACAGAGGGAAAACUCAACAGAUGCGCUAUGUGGCGUCACACAGACAAUAUCAGACUCUUUUGAGGUUGCUCAGCCUUUGUCAUGCAUGCCCUCUGAUCCCAUAGAGAUCCUGGAAACAUGCAUACAGACAUUCUCAGAUCCAGGAAAUCCUACACCUUCACCUUCAAACACAAUUUACAGCUGCAGUACCCCUGAGAAUCAAGUGAUUUUACCUAAAUGCCACAUAAACUCAAGCGAUUCAACCCUCAGUGAGUUUUGCCCAUAUACCAUCAAUACCAGUAAACCUGAACAAUUAAAUAGUGCACCUGGAAGGGACGCUCCACAAACGCUUUUACAAUUUGAGGAGCGCCAUGUUCUGCUGGGGUUUGAUGACUCUGCUUCUGUUGGCUCUGUGGAUUUAGAGACAUCCCUCUACGCUGCUGACACCUUAAGUAAUGGGCAAUCAGACAAGGAUGAGCUGGAGAGCAUCCAAUCAGAUUACACCGAUCUGCUGCCUUUAUCUCUACACUCUGAUGCUGUGGAUGCAACGCUGUAUGAAACGUCUGCACAACACCAAACUCAAAAUGAAUCAACACCUAAAUAUUCACCUCAAGCAAAUCCCUUAACCACAAGCAGAGCUGCAGGUGUCCGGCGCGUAUGUCGUGAUGAACAGCGGGCCCAAGCCAUGAGUUUGCCGCUUAGUGUGCAUGACAUCAUCAACCUGCCUGUGGAAGCAUUUAACGAAGCCAUCGGCUCUUGCAAACUCAACAACGCUCAACAUAGCCUCAUCAGAGACAUUCGAAGACGUGGUAAAAACAAGAUGGCAGCCCAGAGCUGUCGCAAACGAAAGCUGGAUGGUCUCUUUGAUCUCGAAGACGAGAUUGAGGGGCUGAAGAGGGAGAAGGAGCAAAUCAAGGAAGAAAAUAAGAGGAACGCUAGAGAACUUCAAGAGACCAAAGAGAAGCUCAGGAAGCUUUACAAUGAGGUGUUCAGACAGCUGAGAGAUGAACAUGGAAACUCCUACAACCCUAGAGAGUACAAACUACAGCACAGCACUGACGGCACGGUUUACCUGCUGCCACGUGGCACAGCCAACAAGACAAAUACGCCAACAGAGGAUUUACCUUUUGCUUUAUAAUAAACCUGAAGUACAGCAAAGCUCUUUUGGUGUUUGUAACUUUACACACCAGGGACUUUAGUUUUGGGACGUUGUGGUCUUGAGGAAUCACAAUGUUUGUGUCUGGCAUCCACAUUCAUCUCCUAUUGAUUCUGUCAAGGGAGGUUGGUUGAGUGACAAUUUAUGCAGUUACAUUAGCAUCAUCCCCCAGCCGUUGUUUUCAGUCAUGCAUUACAGCUACUGUCUACUUGAAUAGGGAAAGAAUGAAAUCUACAAAAUUGUUGUCAAUGUUACAUUUAAAUGACAAUAAAAUUGAACAACUAUGGUAUUAUAAAUUUUAGCUUGAAUCAUGAGGCUG
Molecule: messenger RNA, 2068 nt
Organism: Sinocyclocheilus rhinocerous
Lineage: Eukaryota; Metazoa; Chordata; Actinopteri; Cypriniformes; Cyprinidae
Product: transcription factor NF-E2 45 kDa subunit-like
Exons: 4
Coding region: 118-1731 (537 amino acids)
Biological process (GO): regulation of transcription by RNA polymerase II
Cellular component (GO): nucleus
Molecular function (GO): DNA-binding transcription factor activity, RNA polymerase II-specific; RNA polymerase II cis-regulatory region sequence-specific DNA binding
Source: RefSeq, a predicted model, not a curated record